Laccaria bicolor S238N-H82 is the source of this 357-nucleotide messenger RNA. RefSeq lists its product as uncharacterized. The transcript is spliced from 2 exons. The coding region runs from base 1 to 357 and encodes 118 amino acids. The record is from RefSeq and is a predicted model, not a curated record. Lineage: Eukaryota; Fungi; Basidiomycota; Agaricomycetes; Agaricales; Hydnangiaceae.
AUGCAACGUGGCAACGUACCACGUCGUCUGACGGUGACGACGUGGUAUCGUCACUGUCCGGUUGAUUUGGGCCACCCAAGUGCCACGUCGAUGUGGCAAGCCCCCUCGACCCCCAGUGCUCAAUUUCCAGGUGCCACGUCGCACACCGCCCACAAACGUGCCCCGCCGGCCAUGAAAAAACGUGCAGCGCCCACGAACAACGCCCAGCGCCCAGCUCCACCAUCCUACAGCUCAGCGAUGAGCGCCCACGACAACGACCACGACAACGCAACAACGACACACGACAACGACGACACGCGACAACGACAACGAGACGACGACACGCGACAACGACAAUGCGACAACGACGACACGUGA